Molecule: messenger RNA, 1966 nt
Organism: Mangifera indica (mango)
Lineage: Eukaryota; Viridiplantae; Streptophyta; Magnoliopsida; Sapindales; Anacardiaceae
Product: ethylene-responsive transcription factor RAP2-13-like
Exons: 1
Coding region: 538-1647 (369 amino acids)
Biological process (GO): regulation of DNA-templated transcription
Molecular function (GO): DNA-binding transcription factor activity; DNA binding
Source: RefSeq, a predicted model, not a curated record
UAAUGCUGAGGUUGAAGAUGAACCCAACAUACAGACACAAAUAUACGAGAGAUUUGAGAGCUUAAAACUGAGAGUGAUUUUGGUUUUCCUUUAAUUUGUUUACAAUUCCCCACUCUGCCAUUCCCCGCUUCUCUGAAUCCCUUUCUGUUAAUCAUCUGUCUUUUAGAAAAAUCUGAUUUUUGGGUUUGUUUUCAAAACAACGGAAAAAAUAAAUGGUUCAAAAGCAAACUUAGAAGGAUUUCUCGAAAGCCAGGUGUUUUCAGAAUCGAGAUCCAGGAUUUUUUUUUUUUUUAACUAUGUUUUGUGGUAAUUUUUAGAAAGAUCUGUUGUUUUAGUUAGUUGAAUCAGCUCGAAGGAUUUUUUUUUUUUUGGUUCCUUUCAGGUUGACUUUUAGGUUCUUGAAAUUGAAGGGGUUGUGUAUUUUAAACCUCUUUGAUGUUAUUUUUCUUAUCAAAUUGCCGGGUUGGUUCUUAAUUUUCUUUUUUUGUUAACAGAUUUGUUUUAGUUUGUGAUCUUAUCAGUUUCAUUGUUGAAGAAAUGGCAGCUAUAAUGGAUUUCUACAGUAGCAGAGCGCUUCAAUCGGACCUCUUUGGCGGUGAAUUAAUGGAAGCACUUGAACCUUUUAUGAAAAGUGCUUCCUCUUCGUCAUCAAUUACCCCUUCUCCUUCUGAUAACCCCUCUCUCACUCCUUCUCCUUCUUCCUCUUUCCCUUCUACUUCUUGUAACAAUUUAUUCUCCUCUGCAACAUUACCAGAGCCCAAUUGGUGUCCUGAUGCUUGCUCCACAUCUUCAACCCAUCUCUUUUCUAACGGGUUCUCGAUCCAAGACUCUUUGUUAGGUCUUCAGCAGCAGCCAGGUUCAAUUGGGCUCAACAACCUCACUCAGUUCCAAAUCCUACAGAUCCAAUCUCAGAUCAACCUCCAAAACCAGAUUUUCAGGCAACAACAUCAACAAUCGCAACAAUUUCGUCACCUUAACUUGCUUUCUCCAAAGCCCGUCCCGAUGAAGCAAAUGGGUUCUCCAUCAAAGCCCGCGAAACUCUACAGAGGAGUGAGACAGCGACAUUGGGGCAAAUGGGUAGCCGAGAUCCGACUCCCCAAGAACAGGACCCGGCUCUGGCUUGGAACUUUCGACACUGCUGAAGAAGCCGCCUUGGCUUACGACAAAGCCGCCUAUAAGCUACGUGGCGACUUCGCAAGGCUCAACUUUCCUAACCUCCGACAUAACGGGUCCCACAUCGGUGGCGAAUUCGGCGAGUACAAGCCUCUCCAUUCCUCUGUUGAUGCGAAAUUGACAGCCAUCUGUCAAAACUUAGCUGAGUCGCAAAAACAAGGGAAAAGGGAGAAGCAAAGUAACUCUGCUGAGAAGAAACUACGCCGUUUGGGAAAACCCGCAUCGGUGGUGAAGGAAGGAGCGAAAGUAGCAACAAAUUUGGAGAACUUGAAUAUGGAUGGUGGUUGUGAGGCAGAAGCUUGUGUUAAGGAUGAGAGUAGUUGUAGUGAAGGGUCAGCAGACUCAUCUCCUUUAUCGGAUUUGACUUUCCAGGAUUCUUCAGAACCUUGCUGGGAUGUCGUUUCAGAGAAUUUUAAGUUGCAGAAGUACCCGUCACAUGAGAUAGAUUGGGCUUCUAUCUUAUCUUGGAUCUAGUCAUUGUAAUGUUAUUGUUAAUGUUGUAAUGUAGAUUCUAGGGUGUUUCGUGGCUGCUGCAAAGAAAUUUUUUGACAGUUGCAGAGCCGAAGUCUGGUCUUUCAGUUUUAUUUAUGUUAAUAUGAUGUACAUCUCCCAAGUGGUCAGCUGGUUUUAGUCAUGCUGAACCAGGGAAAAUUUGUGCUUUCUUUAGUAAAUUAGCGUCUUGUAAUUGAAGCUGUAGUAGUAGUAUGUUUUUUUGGGUUGGUUUUUGUGUUUGUAAUAUUGUUCUUCCGUGGUAGGAUUUGUAUGAUAAAAAAUAAUUGAGUUUUGCAGAUCA